UCCCUCUGUAGCGGGAGCGAGCGGGGCCAGGCCGGGAGGCGGAGGCGGGGGCCGGGCCGGAGCAGCCGGCGCGGGGCCCAUGGCAGCGCCGGCCUGACCCGCCCUCGCGGUCCCUGCGCGACUCUCCCGCUCCCUCGUCUCCCUGCGCGGCACCAUGUUACCCAGCCAGGCCGGGGCCGGGAACGGCGCUGCCGCCCUGCCCCGCGGCUCCGGCAUGGCCAUGGCCCGGGCCGCCUCGGGCCGGCCGGGGGCCGGGGCGCCGCGCGGCGCGAACGGCGGCGGAGCGGGGCCCCGGGGCCCUGGCAACGGCGCGGGGCUGGCGGGGGGCCGCUUCGAGCGGGAGCGGGACGCGGCGGCGGCCGGGGCCGGGCCCGGGCCGCUCUACAGCGGCAGCGAGGGCGACUCGGACUCGGCGGACGAGGACGAGCUGGGCAGCGGCGAGCGGCGCGGCCUGAAGCGGAGCCUGGGGGACGUGGAGCUGGGGGUGGUGGUGGGGCCCGAGGCGGCGGCGGCGGCGGCGGCCGCGGGCUACGGCGGGGUGAGCGGGGCCGUGAGCGGGGCCAAGCCCGGCAAGAAGACCCGGGGCCGGGUCAAGAUCAAGAUGGAAUUUAUCGACAACAAGCUGCGGCGCUACACCACGUUCAGCAAGCGGAAAACCGGCAUCAUGAAGAAGGCCUAUGAGCUCUCCACCCUGACGGGCACUCAGGUGCUGCUGCUGGUUGCCAGCGAGACGGGCCACGUGUACACGUUUGCCACGCGGAAGCUGCAGCCCAUGAUCACCAGCGAGACGGGGAAGGCGCUGAUCCAGACGUGCCUGAACUCCCCGGACUCCCCGCCCCGGUCCGACCCCACCACCGACCAGCGCAUGAGUGCCACAGGCUUCGAGGAGACCGACCUCACCUACCAGGUGUCGGAGUCCGACAGCAGCGGCGAGACGAAGGACUCGCUGAAACCUGCGUUCACAGUUACCAACUUGCCGGGGACGACGUCGGCCAUCCAGACGGUGCCCACCACCUCCACGUCCAUGCAGGUCAGCAGCGGCCCCUCCUACCCGAUCACCAACUACCUAGCGCCCGUCUCUGCCAGCGUCAGCCCCAACACCGUCACCAGCCCCAACGGGACUGUGCUCAAAACCACCGGCACCGGCGCCGUGGCCUCCGGAGGGCUCAUGCAGCUCCCCAGCGGCUUCACUCUCAUGCCAGGUGCUUCGCUCCCUCCCGGGACCCCCACCAUUCCUCUCGCCCAGUUACAGCCGCACUCGCUGGCCCUCUCCAGCCAGCAGGGGCAGGCGGGCACCGCUGGACAGCUGCAGCAGGCACAGCAGACGGUCUUCCGCUUCCCCGCCACAGCCGGAGGGCAGAUUGUGUCUCUGACAGGCGGCACCGUGACGCAGCAGGUUCCCGUGCAGGCCAUCCAGGUGCAUCAGGCCCCACAGCAAACGUCUCCAUCCAGCGACAGCAGCACCGACCUCGCCCAGACCUCUUCCAGUGGAACAGUGACGCUGCCAGCGACGAUCAUGACUUCGUCUGUGCCAACCACAGUGGGAGGUCACAUGAUGUACCCCAGCCCUCACGCCGUGAUGUAUGCGCCCACCUCAGGCCUGGCAGACGGGGGCCUGACCGUCCUCAAUGCCUUCUCCCAGGCGUCCUCGGCAAUGCAGGUCUCCCACGGACAGGUCCAGGAUCAGGGUGCUGUCCCCCAGGUGUUCCUGACGGCCCCAUCGGGCACUGUUCAGAUUCCGGUCUCAGCCGUCCAGCUUCACCAGAUGGCUGUCAUUGGCCAGCAGUCCAGCAGCAGCAGCAACUUGACCGAGCUGCAGGUGGUGAACUUGGACACGUCCCACGGCGCCAAGAGUGACUGAGAGGCCCUGUGGUGCCCCGGCCUGGGAACUGCGGCAGCUGCUGCCAGCCGGGUGCCGUCUCUGGCCUCGCCAGCGCCGGGAUCGGCUGCGAUUCCCUCUCGUACGGACUGCGUCACUUAUUUAUUGUUGCCUUUUCACGUUUCCUUCACACACACACACGCACGCACACACGAGGCGCGGGGUGGAGCUGAGCCGGGGCUGGGCUGCGUUGGGACGCUGCGUUUCCUGUGCUUUUCUCACUCCAGCCAAAGAAACUCGGCCCUCGAGGGCAGGGCUCCCCCGCCGUGUCAGUAAACAACCUGGUGUCUGCCCGGCUCCUUGCCGUCGGACCGGGUGUCUCCAGCUGCUGUUGGCCAGGAGUAUUCGCACCGAGCAGGGCACGGGCCCAGCGACGCGACGGGAGCAGCCCCCACCGAAGGAGCUCUCUUCCCAGGUCCAGGUCUCACUCCCA
Messenger RNA from Mauremys mutica (yellowpond turtle), 2312 nucleotides. RefSeq names its product serum response factor (gene SRF). The coding region runs from base 155 to 1861 and encodes 568 amino acids. The record is from RefSeq and is a predicted model, not a curated record. Lineage: Eukaryota; Metazoa; Chordata; Testudines; Geoemydidae. Gene Ontology annotation, biological process: positive regulation of transcription by RNA polymerase II. Gene Ontology annotation, molecular function: RNA polymerase II cis-regulatory region sequence-specific DNA binding; protein dimerization activity; DNA-binding transcription factor activity, RNA polymerase II-specific. The transcript has 8 exons.